GUGCCUGGCACCGUGCCUGGCCGCGAUUUGUCCUAAUUCGACCCGAAUUCGUUGUUUUCUUUAAAUAAGGCCCCCAUAACCCCGUUUUGGGGGUUACGAACAUUACGGAGAGGCCUAGGGACGAAUUUAACACCGUUUUACGCUAUUUUCUUCCAAGACCCUGGGAUUAUUUGUAAGUUCAUCUUUUUAAUUAAUGACAAUUAUUUCUAUUCAUCCCAAUUCUGUUGAUUCUUCAAUUAUGAAUUGUGAGUACUUUAAUUAGGGAUUUGGGAUUGAUGAAGGGGUUAAUCAUGAUGUAUGGUUAGAUUCUUGUCGGUUUAAUUGCAUGAAUGCCGUUUAAUUUGUGUUUGAAUAAUUUAAUUGAUAUCUCUUGUAACCUAGACUGCAGCUAGAAUUACAAUUGCAUGUAGAAUAAAUUAAGAGAGAUCUAAUUUGUUCUAGGACACAUUCACACACACUUAAUCGUUCGCUAAGAGAUUAGUAGCGAUUAAGGGGCCGUAAGCUCGCUCGUCUUGGCAAUAAUUUAGGAUCCUGUCGCAUGAGAGAUCAGCCUGGUCCCCUAAAUUAUUGUACUCUACGCCGCGAGAGCGGUAAGAACUUAGUAAUGAUUAGCUAGGCUCAAUUAAAUUAAAUUCAUGUAAUUAGGCCUGAUCUGCCAGAAAUCUGGUUACCCCGGAAUCAAUCCCUGCUCCCUUCGUCGUUAAUUGAGAAGAAAAUAAUCUUUUAUUUUUAUCGCGCAUUAGCAUUAGUUUUAAUUUUAAUUCAAUCAAUCAAAUCUCGCACAUCGCAUUUUAAUUUAUUUAUUUCUGUUUAAUCGCUGAAUUUAGUUAAUCUUUAUUUCCCUUUUGUCCGUCCCUGUGGAGACGAUACUCGUACUUUACACCACUUUUCUACAACUAUUUUAAGUGCGAGAAAAUACACAUCAGGACAGUACUAUUGGUCCGGAGUAACUACUUCGGGUCCUGCGGGCCCGGGGUAUUACAGGUAAAUCUGUAACACCCCCAUUUUCCCUCCCAAAAUAAUACUUGAAAUAAUAGAUUUAUUGAUAAUAAACUUGAUUUAUUCAAAACAGAUGAAAAGUUUUGCAGCGGAAAUAACAUUAAUAAUAGAAUAGUUAUUGAUUUAGAAUUUUUAUAUAUAUUAGAAGGAGAGUUCAAGUGAAGACCAAGUUAGAGAUUUUAUUAAGGGGAUUAUUGCGAUUUAAGGUAAGUUUCUCUGCCGAUCCAAAAUGAUUUCCUAGUACUAUAUGUUAUUAUGUGAUUAAAUGUGAAUUUUGAAUUUGUAUGUGAUUUUGAGGAGAUAUUAGAUCUAUGGUAUUUGAGAAGUGCAAACUAAGUACUUUUGGGUAUUAAAUAUUUUUAAAUACCUUUGAGACUAUUUAGAGAGAUUGAGAAAUAUUUUUGGAAGUAUAUCUAAAGUCAAGAUAAAAUUUACGUUUUCAUAAGUGAGCACCCGGGAGAAAUCCGUGGUGUCGGUUUUCCACAUCCGGAUAAAUGUGGAGGGUGAUUAAGGCUGCUACUACUAAGAAGUACAGUUUGAGUUUGAAGUGACAAUUGGAUCUAUGAUCCCUUUUAAGAAGAAGUUAUAGUAGUAGUAGUCCCUAAUCAUUCAAGAAUUCUAAAGGUGGGGUAGUUGGUAGACUGAGUCCCGAUUACUCGUGACGACUUACUACUCGGAGGGCUUGGAAUCCCUUUUAGGGGGUGUGCACACUUAAGGUAGUCGUUUCGUUUCCAUUAGCAGUUGUGGUACCGGGAAAAGUCCCGGGGUGGCCGUACAUAACAACGUAACCACCGGGCUCAACCAGAGUGUUGAGCACCGCCCUUCUAAAUUACUAGGAAGAUAGAGAAGAAGUGAAUUUUGAGAAAUUCUAUUAGAAGAGUUACUAUAGUAUUUUCAAAGAAAAGUUGAGGACUUUAUUAAAGAAGUGAUUUUGAGAAAUAUCAAAGAGAAAAGAAUUUUGGUGGAGUGUGUCAUUUUUAUAUAGUACUAUAUGAAAAACUAUAUUUCGCCAAACCUGAUUAUUUUACGGGGUUGGGUAGUACUUACUUAGCUCUAAAGCUAAUUUUUGUUUCUUUUUCCCUGUUUUGUUUUCGGCACUUUAUUUGUGCAGGUGAUGAUGCUUAUGUGGACUGAUGAUUGUAUGACCACGAGAGCGGUUUAGAAAUGCCUUAGUCAAACCUAGUCAAAAAUUAUAAUUUAAUUAUGUCGAACACUUGUUUUAUUCUGUUUUGUUUUGGGAUUGCUUGUGCAUUCGGUUAAGAGAUGACAGGAUGUGGCGGUAACACCCAUUUCCCAAUUAAUGUUAUUUCCGCUGCAAAACUUUUCAUCUGUUUUGAAUAAAUCAAGUUUAUUAUCAAUAAAUCUAUUAUUUCAAGUAUUAUUUUGGGAGGGAAAAUGGGGGUGUUACACAAGUCUUGUGGUUGAGGUUAACAACAAAAGAUCUACAAUAGCGAUCCACAACUUCAAACUCGAAAUAUAAAGUUGAUUUCACCUGAUAGAAAGCAUAUAAAAAAUACAGUUAAGAAAUAAUGAAUGUAAGAAAACAAAAGCCAAGAGUCAUAUUCAUAAACUGAAAGAUGGCAAUAAAGUGAUACAUACGAAAAUAUAACAACACUUAUGGCAAUAAGUUACAACCUCAAUUAAUGAAAUAGGGAAAACACUGAAACCUGCAUGCGUGUGGAUUCAGCCUGCACAGUAACUAAAUGGUUCUCGCCUUUGGGGGACAAGAAAAUGGAUGUUUUAAGGGCUUCCUCACUACUUUUCGUGAACCACUGUUGCAUUCUUUCACGUAAAAAAUCAACCAAUUUACAAACUGAAUACUCUCUAGCACAAACAUUUACUUUGUUUAACGAUUCUGCACAAUUUGAUGUCCUGAUGCCAUAUCUGCGUGGACCAGCAACACACUUAGCUCAUCUAUGGUUACCAACUUUACUUAACCAAGGUCGGAUUCUAGCAUCUUCUGUGUCCAACAUUGACAAAUAUUCCUCAAGUUCUUGCAUAGUGUUUGCUGAAUAAGCAGCUUUAAACUUCCAUCCAAGACCAUUGGCACCACUUCUGAAUUUUGAAAUCAAAUUACGCCUCAGGUGUUCAACACAAAAGCCAUGAAGAGCAUGGGGGAAGACUUCAGCAGCAGCAGAGAUUAAGCCUUUGUGGCGAUCAUACACUAUAUACAUAUCACUUCGCAUAGAGAUUGAACCACUCAACCUGCUUAGAAACCACAGCCAAGAUGCUUUGGUUUCAAAAUCACAGAUUUCAAAUGCCAAGGGAAUGAUGUGGUUGUUGGCAUCUUGAGCACAGGCCGUAAGCAAAGUACCUUUGUAAUAUGCCUUCAUGAACGAGCUAUCUAAGAUAAGUACAGGUCUACAAAACUCUCAUGCUUCACGCCAAGGUUUUAAUGAAAAGAAAAAAUACUGAAAUGCACCAUCAGCAGCCGUUACAAGUUUUAUGGUAGAAUCUGGAUUUGCUUCUUCAAGUACAUACGCCAUUGAAGGUAGCUUCUGGUAUGACUCUGCAUCAGAUCCGAAAUGCCUUUCCUUUGCACGUUUCUGUGCUUCCCAAGUUUUCUUGUACGACAUAGAAAUCCAAUAUUCCAAAUUCAUAUCAUGCUUGAUCUGUUUUGGCGUAUAAGGUUUAACAGAAGCAUCCAAAAAUUUGUGUGCCACAAGAUUAGCAAUAACACUAGGUGUUGAGUUUAAUCCAACACGAUAUAGUAAAUAUAUGUAUGAACACUCAGUUUUUACGUGGAAACCCGAAAGGGAGAAAACCACGGGACUUUUUAGGCUAAUGUCUAAGCCCUCUCAUUCUCAUUAGACUCUCCUCACCAUUACAUAGUACAAUUUGAGCUCCCAUUAAUGGAGUAUUGAGCUAAGUCUAAAAGAAGAAGGAAGAUGGAGCUAAAAGAGCAUCCUUUACAUGGAGGGAAAGCCUCCUAUAAAUAGGGAAAGGGGUGAGGGAAGUACUCCACCCUAAUGGGCCAAACGGGCCGAUGUCGGGCCUAAUGGCCAAAGUGGGCCGGACGGGCCGAAAUGGGCCUAGCUGCUCGGGCUCCGUACUGGAUAAUGUCUUGGGCUCCUGAAUAGUAAUAGGCCGGGAUAAUAUAUCCCAACACAAGUCCCCCAGUUUCUUGAGUAGUGAGCUCGCGAAUCUGCUCGAGAAAAUAUACUCUGCCUGCGCUCUUCCUCUGUCUUGCUGGAAACUGUGUCUUCACAUAAUCAUAAUAUAUGAGUGAGUGUCUGCACUCCUGAACGUAAUCUACCAGUGAGGCACCCCCCUUUCCGACAGGGUCGGGCGAAGGGUGCUCCUCCACGGGCACACUCCCCCUGAAUGCAUCAGGCGGGAGUAAAGCACUCUGACUCGAGCUUUCCAAUCGGAGAAGCUUAGAGGUCCAUGCAUCUAUAAACCGACGUUCAUAGGGGGACGAGGCCGGUCUCCAAAUAUGAUGAUCAUGCUGUGCCGAGGGGCCGGUCAUGAUGUAAUGAUGGCAUCAGACGGCCCUCGGCCGUGACGAUCUCUUCUAGGCCCUCGGCCUCUGAAUGACGGGUGAUCGUCUCACGGUUCUCUGUCAUGGCAUUCGCCUCUAGACCCUCGGCCUCUAGGUGUUCUUCCUAGGCCAUCGGUCUCUGGCGUGGAGAUGCUUGUCCCACAGUUCUCAACUGUGGUGGUCUCCUCUAGGCCCUCGGCCUCUGGGUGGAGAUGCUCAUCUCUCGGCUCUCAGCCGUGAUGGUCUCCUCUUUAGCUGGCCCUGAACGCCUUUGAGACUCAGGUCGAGCGUCUUUUAAUCAUUUCGCUCGAUCACGUCGAGUGGCUUCAGCUGCGUAACUAACAUGGUAACGGGCCGCACGGCCCGACAAUAAAUAUGCACACAUAACCAUUUGCAUGGCUUUCUCUUUAACAUCCACGAUUACCGGCCUAUGGGUCAUCGUGACCCUCGGCCCGGCUCAUCGUGCGGGGUUAAUGGACGUAGCAGCUCGCGGCGGGGCCAAUUAGCAGCCCGCCGAACGUCACAUAGAGAUAAUCACUGGUCUGUGAGUUUGAAAACUCAGACCCAAGUUGGUCGCACUGCCCUCGAAAAGACGAGGUUGAGCGCUUCGGUGCCCUCGGGCCCCAUAGGCCACGUUUGGCAAUAGUCACUUCGCGCCUAGCGGCGCGGAUGGUUCUGGGGUACGGUCGUCGAUCGGGCACGUAGUGCCGUGUGGACUAAUGCGCAACCCUCCAAUUAAAGUGCGUCGUCGGGGCAUCGCCCUUCUGGAGACGCUCGGAUAACUUAAUCAAAGCUGAUCGAGAGUAGGCUAAUCGAACCCACCAACAAUUAAAUAUUUUAAUAAAAAAGUUGGCUGAACUAAUUAUCACUAGAGCUUCACUCUGCAUUAUUUAAUUUCGGGACAUUUUUAUCCCUAAUAAAUAAUAGUGAUGUACGGGUAGUAAUAAUAGUAUUAUCCUACCAUAAGUCAUUCAGAUACACUCCGUUCGCUAAUUAAAGCUGAUCGGGAGCGGGCCAACGGGCCCAGAACAACCAGUCAUCUAAUUUAAAUGGCGGUGAAGCUAUUUAUCACUUAGAGAAUCGCUCGACAUUAUUUAAUUUCGGGAAAAUUUACUCCCUUUUAAAUAAUGGUGAUAAAAACUAAUUAACUAAUAAUAAUAUUAGUAUCUCAAUACGGAGCACUUAAAAUAGGAGUAAGAUAAGUUACUUUGCUUCUAGAGUCAUGAGUGGAGUGUUGACCGCCCAAAAUAAUACACGGUGCUCCAUCUUUACUGCCAACUCCCCUUUAGACUUUGGCCCUUCGUACGUGGACCGCUCUCAACCGCAGAUUAUACCGUGGGAUCGACCCAGCGUGCGCAGGGUGUGCCGAUCCCUAAGCGGCAUCGUUUUAUUUAAAAAAAAAAUCGAUCUUCUUCCUUCCCAACUUUUCGGCAGGCCGUUUCUCCGCAGAUUCAAUUUAGGGACAUGGAAAAUCAUUGGAGCCCCCGUUGGAUGUAUCUAGAUUCGUGCAGCUCAAAUCCCCAACCAAUCAAAAAAAGUUCUCUCUUCGCUUCUUUGAAUCGUGAAUUGACACCCCCAGCCCUGAAGAGAAAGCUCGGUUAGCUGCUGAAGAAUAGUGCUCUUUGAUUUUGUGGAAAGAAUUAGGGAAGGGAAGCUUACUGCUUUUUUAUGGAGUAAUUGGUUUGGAUGCGUAUGGUGAUAUGGAGUAAUUGGUUUAUAUGUAUAUUAAUUAAUACAUGGAAUUACAUAUUUUUAUAUGUGAGUUACAUUUUUUAAAGUUACAUCUUUUUAGAAGUGAGUUACAUCUUCUGAAGCGCGAGUUACAUUUGUAAUAACAUGAGUUACAUAAUAAAAAAUCUGGUAUUCAAACAAAAAAAAUGAUUUUUUUAAAAAUCCUUUAUCAGGUCAUGAUAUUAAAAACCAAACAUAUUUAAGAUUUACAUAAAGUAAUUGUGCAACUAAACUCUCUUUUUCAUUGUUUACAUUGAAAAAGAGAGUUACAUUUCGAAUGAACUUGAGUUACAUUGAUCAAUAACGUGAGUUACAUAUCUUUACACGCGAGUUACAUCAUUCAUAUUAUUGGGCCAAAAAAAUAGUUAUUGUACACGCGUGUACUGUUCACGCGUUACUGUUCACACGAAUUUUUUUUAAAAAAAUUGUGCAAAACUACGUCGUUUUGGGUGUGGGAGCACGGUGCUCACCGUGGGGUGAUACCACGGUAUACGAACUCGCUCUCAACCAAGUGAAGAGCUUCUUGUGGACAGGCAGAUGGAACACCCCACCAAGGCCAAACCGUACAGGUCGGUCGCUGACUGACGGUCGCAGUGGAAGCUGCCGCGAUGCACAGGCUGCCGGAAAAGUAGGUUGCGUUGGAAGGUCGCCCGGGCUCCGAAACAUACCUUCACCAACUUCCAAACCUCCAUUAAUGGAGGCAACCAAGGAGCUCUCAUACGGCAUAUUCCCUUGGUCGCGUCGGCAGGGUCGUGGAAGCUCGAGCCGCGACUGACCAGGGGGAGGAGUGACUAGCAGUUGACCAGCGACGACGAGGACGGCGGUGUGGUGACUCAGGCGGUAGCCGGUUGAACGGGAUGCUAGCCAUGAGCGUCUCUGUUGCAGGGGGUUCUGACCAGAGGACGGGACGACGAGAACUGGGGCAUUGCAGCGAGUUCCGUCUGGUGCAGGUACCCAUCGAAGGUUCCAUGGCGGCGGGGACGGUGACGGUGACGGCGGCUCCGGCGACCCCGGAAACGAGAAUCUGGAAAAAAAAAUACACGCUUCCCAGAUUUCGUAGCUUCCUGGCUUCCCCAAGAAAAGAUUUCUUUGGUCAUGUCGAACCUUCUUCCUCCUGCUUACUUUCCAGAAUCUUUAUUCUUUGUUUUUUUGUUGAAAUCAAUAGUUGUUCGUAUGAAUUUUUUGUAGAAAAAACUCAAGAAUGGUAGAACACACGAAUCUUUUUGGACAGAUUCCCACAGACGGCGCCAGUGUUGAGUUUAAUCCAACACGAUAUAGUAAAUAUAUGUAUGAACACUCAGUUUUUACGUGGAAACCCGAAAGGGAGAAAACCACGGGACUUUUUAGGCUAAUGUCCGAGCCCUCUCAUUCUCAUUAGACUCUCCUCACCAUUACAUAGUACAAUUUGAGCUCCCAUUAAUGGAGUAUUGAGCUAAGUCUAAAAGAAGAAGGAAGAUGGAGCUAAAAGAGCAUCCUUUACAUGGAGGGAAAGCCUCCUAUAAAUAGGGAAAGGGGUGAGGGAAGUACUCGACCCUAAUGGGCCAAAUGGGCCGAUGUCGGGCCUAAUGGCCAAAGUGGGCCGGACGGGCCGAAAUGGGCCUAGCUGCUCGGGCUCCGUACUGGAUAAUGUCUUGGGCUCCUGAACAGUAAUAGGCCGGGAUAAUAUAUCCCAACACAAGUCCCCCAGUUUCUUGAGUAGUGAGCUCGCGAAUCUGCUCGAGAAAAUAUACUCUGCCUGCGCUCUUCCUCUGUGUUGCUGGAAACUGUGUCUUCACAUAAUCAUAAUAUAUGAGUGAGUGUCUGCACUCCUGAACGUAAUCUACCAGUGAGGCACCCCCCUUCCGACAGGGUCGGGCGAAGGGUGCUCCUCCACGGGCACACUCCCCCUGAAUGCAUCAGGCGGGAGUAAAGCACUCUGACUCGAGCUUUCCAAUCGGAGACACGAUGGCGCUGAGAAGCCGAUCGUGCUGCAUAAGACGGUCGUCGCCAUCCUGGAGGGAAUGGGCGAGCCGAACUGUGAAGCCAGGUACGAUGGCGCUGAGGGGCCGAUCGCACUGCAUAAGACGUUCGUCGCCAUCCUGGAGGGAAUGGGGCGAUCCGAACGUGAAAGAGACACGAUGGCGCUGAGAAGAUGAUCGUGCUGCAUAAGACGGUCAUCGCCAUCCUGGAGGGAAUGGGCGAGCCGAACCGUGAAGCCAGGUACGAUGGCGCUGAGGGGCCGAUCGCACUGCAUAAGACGUUCGUCGCCAUCCUGGAGGGAAUGGGGCGAUCUGAACGUGAAAGAGACACGAUGGCGCUAAGAAGCCGAUCGUGCUGCAUAAGUCGGUCAUCGCCAUCCUGGAGGGAAUGGGCGAGCCGAACCGUGAAACCAGGUACGAUGGCGCUGAGGGGCCGAUCGCACUGCAUAAGACGUUCGUCGCCACCCUGGAAGGGAUGGACGCGCUGAACGCGAGCUGGGUACGAUGGCGCUGAGGGGCCGAUCGCACUGCAUAAGACGUUCGUCGCCAUCCUGGAGGGAAUGGGGCGAUCCAAACGUGAAAGAGACACGAUGGCGCUGAGAAGCCAAUCGUGCUGCAUAAGACGGUCAUCGCCAUCCUGGAGGGAAUGGGCGAGCCGAACCGUGAAACCAGGUACGAUGGCGAGGAGGGGGCCGACCGCACUGCAUAAGACGUUCGUCGCCACCCUGGAAGGGAUGGACGAGCUAAACGCGAGCUGGGUAUGAUGGCGCUGAGGGGCCGAUCGUACUGCAUAAGACGGUCGUCGCCAUCCUGGAGGGAGUGGGCGAGCCGAACCGUGAAUCUGGACAUGAUGGUGCUGAGAGGCCGAUCGUGAUGCAUAAGACGUUCGUCGCCACCCUGGAAGGGAUGGACGAGCUGAACGUGAGCUGGGUACGAUGGCGCUGAGGGGCCGAUCGUACCGCAUAAGAUGGUCGUCGCCAUCCUGGAGGGGGAUGGGCGAGCCGAACCGUGAAAUCUAGGCGCGGUCCGUCUUGGCUGGCUAUGAGAAACCGAUCGUCUGUCAGGACUUCAUCCUGGGAGGAAGGGUGGACCUGGGCGUCGUCCCUCUGUCUGAUCUGGGGAGCUGGUAUUCGUCGUCCAAGGCAAAAGAAAACCUGAUGUUAGCCGAUCGUCGUCGGCCACUUCAUUCUUCGUACUUAAGUUUUGUAAUUAUUCUUUACAUAUGUUUUUCAGUUUGUACUUCCCGGUCAAUAGCGCUGAGGGAUAAAAUCAUUCUUUGCUCCGUGCUCUUCUGGCAUCUUUUUUUUUGGAGUCUUUUAGUCUUCGUUCGUCCUUGGUUCUUGGUCCUACCGGCGUCCUUACUUCGAAGAGACGUCCGGUAUCCUCAAAACUCGCAAGGAGGAACAGGUUUAUCUGCAUCGAGAUUCCCCCCUUUUCAUUCGUCCGUGGUCCUUUUAGUCCUACCGGCGUCUCUUGCUUCGAAGAGGACGUUCGGUAUCCAAGGAACUCGCAGGGACGAACUGGUUUACCCUCACGGGUUCCCGGCUUUGUUAUCCCACGCCCAUCGAUCCAUGGUCAUCGUGGGAUGAACAGGUUUAUCUUGGCAAGGCUCCCUUGGUUCGUCUAGCCCCCUCUACGUCUCUACUAACCUCUAUAUCAAGAGGCGUUCGUCUUCGGCGGUGGGAGAAGAUGUGGCACACCCGGGCAAGAUUCCCUUCCACAUAGGAGCUCACCUCCUCUUCUCCCCAUCUGUUUUUUUGUUUGAGGGAGGCAAUCUAUAUUCUUGGUUCGUCCUUGGUUCUUGGUCCUACCGGCGCUCUUGCUUCGAAGAGACGUUCGGUACCAGCGAAACUCGCAAGGAGGAACAGGUUUAUCUACAUCGAGAUUCCCUAGCUCUUCUUUGUCCGUCCCUGGUCCGUGGUCCUACCGAUCUUCCUACAUCGAAGAAGACAUUCGGUAUCCAAGAAACUCGCAGGGAUCACGGGAUGUCACACAUAAUGGUGGUGGCAUAGCGAACGAAUAUAACGACGAGGCGAUAGAAUAGCUGGUCGUCAUGCAAAGGCGAUGGUAACCCUCCUGGAGGGGAGGGGUGAGCCUGAUCGCUAACUCAAGAAGGUCGGCGUUGGGAGCCGAUAUACAAUGAUCAUAAUGUCGCUGAGCAGUCGGUCCUGAUAAGGAGAUGACAAUAGUGUCUGGUCAGGCCGAUAUAUCCGUGCAACGGCUCUCAUCCAACGCAUCGCGGGGAUGGAACCGGUCUUCAAAAGAUAAGUAUGUCGUGCCGAGAGGCCGAACAUGAUGUGAUAGUGUCGGCAAUGAGGGGCCGACCUGAAAGAAUCAAACAACGGUCCUCGUCCGCGAUGUGGCGGGGACGAGGCCGGUCUUCAAAAGAUAAGCACGCCGAGCCGAGAGGCCGGUCGUGGUAUGAUGAUGUCGGCGAUGAGAGGCCGAACAUGAUGUGAUAGUGUCGGCACUGAGGGACCGACCUGCAAUCCAGCAACAGCUCUCAUCCGCGCAGUGCGGGGAUGAGGCCGGUCUUCAAAACAUAAAUAUGUCGUGCCGAGAGGCCGGACAUAACAUGAUAGUGUCGGCAGUGAGAGGCCGACCUGAAAGAAUCAAACAACGGUCCUCGUCCGCGAUGUGGCGGGGACGAGGCCGGUCUUCAAAAGAUAAGCACGCCGAGUCGAGAGGCCGGUCGUGGUAUGAUGAUGUCGGCGAUGAGAGGCCGAACAUGAUGUGAUAGUGUCGGCACUGAGGGGCCGACCUGCAAUCCAGCAACGGCUCUCAUCCGCGCAGUGCGGGGAUGAGGCCGGUCUUCAAAAGAUAAACACGCCGAGCCGAGAGGCCGGUCAUGAUAUAAUGAAGUCGGCAACGGGAGACCGAUCUGAAAUCAAGCAACGGUCCUCAUCCGCGCAUCGCGGGGACGAGGCCGGUCUUCAAAUAAGAUAAUCACGCCGUGCCGAGAGGCCGGUCGUGAUAUAAUGAUGUCGGCAAUGAGAGGCCGACCUAAAAUCAAGCAACGGUCCUCAUCCGCGCAGCGCGGGGACGAGGCCGGUCUUCAAAAGAUAAACACGCCGUGCCGAGAGGCCGGUCGUGAUAUAAUGAUGUCGGCAAUGAGAGGUUGACCUGAAAUCCAAGCAGCGGUCCUCAUCCGCGAAGUGCGGGGACGAGGCCGGUCUUCAAAUAUGAUGAUCAUGCUGUGCCGAGGGGCCGGUCAUGAUGUAAUGAUGGCAUCAGACGGCCCUCGGCCGUGACGAUCUCUUCUAGGCCCUCAGCCUCUGAAUGACGGGUGAUCGUCUCACGGUUCUCUGUCAUGGCAUUCGCCUCUAGACCCUCGGCCUCUAGGUGUUCUUCCUAGGCCAUCGGUCUCUGGCGUGGAGAUGCUUGUCCCACAGUUCUCAACUGUGGUGGUCUCCUCUAGGCCCUCGGCCUCUGGGUGGAGAUGCUCAUCUCUCGGCUCUCAGUUGUGAUGGUCUCCUCUUUAGCUGGCCCUGAACGCCUUUGAGACUCAGGUCGAGCGUCUUUUAAUCAUUUCGCUCGAUCACGUCGAGUGGCUUCAGCUGCGUAACUAACAUGGUAACGGGCCGCACGGCCCGACAAUAAAUAUGCACACAUAACCAUUUGCAUGGCUUUCUCUUUAACAUCCACGAUUACCGGCCUAUGGGUCAUCGUGACCCUCGGCCCGGCUCAUCGUGCGGGGUUAAUGGACGUAGCAGCUCGCGGCGGGGCCAAUUAGCAGCCCGCCGAACGUCACAUAGAGAUAAUCACUGGUCUGUGAGUUUGAAAACUCAGACCCAAGUUGGUCGCACUGCCCUCGAAAAGACGAGGUUGAGCGCUUCGGUGCCCUCGGGCCCCAUAGGCCACGUUUGGCAAUAGUCACUUCGCGCCUAGCGGCGCGGAUGGUUCUGGGGUACGGUCGUCGAUCGGGCACGUAGUGCCGUGUAGGGGUGGGAUUUUGGAACCGGGAACCGUAGAACCGAUUGGAACCGAACCGUUAACAACAUCUAGAAACCGAACCGUUAACAAUUAAUGCCUCAUUUGUAGGAACCGAACCGAAGCGGGUUAUAACGGUUCGGUUCCCGGUUCCUAUAAAAAAUAUGUGCAUGGAACCGUUAAGGAACCGUUAUAAAAAAAAAUAAAAAAAAAAUAUUAGUAGUAGUAGUAGUAGUAGUAGUAGUAAUAAUAAUAAUAAUAAUAAUAAUAAUAAUAAUAAUAAUAAUAAUAAUAAUAAUAAUAAUAAUAAUAAUAAUAAUAAUAAUAAUAAUAAUAAUAAUAAUAAUAAUAAUAAUAAUAAUAAUAAUAAUAAGGGAAAAAUAAAUAAAAUACCCCGAACUUUGAAGGAGUGUGAGAUAAACACCCCAAACUUUCAUAUGUAAUUUAAAUACCCCAAACUUUAUAUAAAAAGUUAUUUUAGCACCAUGAUCAUAUAUUAUUUUUUUCAAAAAUAGAAAUUUAUGGUGUUAAUUGCAUAAUUCAAAAUAGUAAAUUAAAAAUGUUGCAAUUAUAUAGAGUGGGAGGAAGUAGUAUUUUUUAUUUACAACGGAAGUUUAGAAUGUUAAUUGUAUGUUCAUGAAUGCUAAAAUAUUUUAAAUUAUCAAAUUAACACCAAAAAUUAACAUUUUUAAAGAAAUAAACAUGAAAAUGGUGCUAAAAUAACUUUUUAUAAAAAGUUCAGGGUAUUUAAAUUACAUAUGCAAGUUUGGGGUGCUUAUCUCACACCCCCUCAAAGUUUGGGGUAUUUUAAUUAUUUUUCCCUAAUAAUAAUAAUAAUAAUAUAAUAGCAAUAAUAACCACCACCAAAAACAACUAUAAGAAAACAAUAUAAGAUAUUUAACUAACAAUUCUAAUUUAAUCAACGGAAAAGAAGUAAUAAAUAUUGUACAAGAGGUUGAUAUAAUACAUUAAACUCCUUUCUACAAAUCAAGUUUUGUUCCAUCAUAUAAAUUUUAUAAAUACUCCGUAUAAAAUAACCCAAAUUAUUUGUAGUUGAUUGCACAUAUUUUACUUUACUAUUUUCAUGAUAUUUCUAAUUAUUAGCUUUAUUAUGAAUCAAUAGAAUGUAAUAAUGUUUUUUUAUAUUUAUACAUGCAAACUCAAUGUCUUUUUUUAUGCUUUGAAAGACUUGAAGUAGGCGUCCUAUUCUUGCUACUAUGAUGACGAGUAACCUUCAUCACUCCGACACUACAACGAUUUUUAAUGUUUCAUUUGUUACAUGAAAAUUUAAAUCACUUUUGUUCUAUUAUGUGUUCAAAGUUCAUUAGUUAAGUUUGAGGUUUGGUGUUUGAAGUGAUUAGAGCUUGAAAUAAAAUUUUAAUACACGUGUUUUGAAUUUUCGACGUGUUUAUAUUAUUUGUAGAAAAUAAAUUAUGUGUUGAUUUUUAGACGAGAAAAAAUUAUUCUAGGAACCAGUAAAAGGAAGAACCGAACCGUUUACUACCGGUUCGGUUCCAUAACGGUUCUUGAUUUUUUAUAUAAGAACCGAACCGAUUUCAUUAGUUAAAACUUUUAUAACGGUUCCACUCAUUUUGAGUAAGAACCGAACCGGUCCCAGCCCUAGUGCCGUGUGGACUAAUGCGCAACCCUCCAAUUAAAGUGCGUCGUCGGGGCAUCGCCCUUCUGGAGACGCUCGGAUCACUUAAUCAAAGCUGAUCGAGAGUAGGCUAAUCGAACCCACCAAUAAUUAAAUAUUUUAAUAAAAAAGUUGGCUGAACUAAUUAUCACUAGAGCUUCACUCUGCAUUAUUUAAUUUCGGGACAUUUUUAUCCCUAAUAAAUACUCCCUCCGUCCCUUAAAACUUUGCCAACUUACCUUUUUUGGUUGUCCCAAUAACUUUGCCACUUUCUAUUUUAAGUAAACAAUUUGUGGUUCCAGUUAAUUCUCUCUCCUCUGCACAAACCUCAACCACACAGUUUUUACUUUAUUAAUCUCUGUGUCGGUCAAACUUAGCAAAGUUUUAAGGGACGGAGGUAGUAAUAGUGAUGUACGGGUAGUAAUAAUAGUAUUAUCCUACCAUAAGUCAUUCAGAUACGCUCCGUUCGCUAAUUAAAGCUGAUCGGGAGCGGGCCAACGGGCCCAGAACAACCAGUCAUCUAAUUUAAAUGGCGGUGAAGCUAUUUAUCACUUAGAGCAUCGCUCGACAUUAUUUAAUUUCGGGAAAAUUUACUCCCUUUUAAAUAAUGGUGAUAAAAACUAAUUAACUAAUAAUAAUAUUAGUAUCUCAAUACGGAGCACUUAAAAUAGGAGUAAGAUAAGUUACUUUGCUUCUAGAGUCAUGAGUGGAGUGUUGACCGCCCAAAAUAAUACACGGUGCUCCAUCUUUACUGCCAACUCCCCUUUAGACUUUGGCCCUUCGUACGUGGACCGCUCUCAACCAAGUGAAGAGCUUCUUGUGGACAGGCAGAUGGAACACCCCACCAAGGCCAAACCGUACAGGUCGGUCGCUGACUGACGGUCACAGUGGAAGCUGCCGCGAUGCACAGGCUGCCGGAAAAGUAGGUUGCGUUGGAAGGUCGCCCGGGCUCCGAAACAUACCUUCACCAACUUCCAAACCUCCAUUAAUGGAGGCAACCAAGGAGCUCUCAUACGGCAUAUUCCCUUGGUCGCGUCGGCAGGGUCGUGGAAGCUCGAGUCGCGACUGACCAGGGGGAGGAGUGACUAGCAGUUGACCAGCGACGACGAGGACGGCGGUGUGGUGACUCAGGCGGUAGCCGGUUGAACGGGAUGCUAGCCAUGAGCGUCUCUGUUGCAGGGGGUUCUGACCAGAGGACGGGACGACGAGAACUGGGGCAUCGCAGCGAGUUCCGUCUGGUGCAGGUACCCAUCGAAGGUUCCAUGGCGGCGGGGACGGUGACGGUGACGGCGGCUCCGGCGACCCCAGAAACGAGAAUCUGAAAAAAAAAUACACGCUUCCCAGAUUUCGUAGCUUCCUGGCUUCCCCAAGAAAAGAUUUCUUUGGUCAUGUCGAACCUUCUUCCUCCUGCUUACUUUCCAGAAUCUUUAUUCUUUGUUUUUUUGUUGAAAUCAAUAGUUGUUCGUAUGAAUUUUUUGUAGAAAAAACUCAAGAAUGGUAGAACACACGAAUCUUUUUGGACAGAUUUCCACAGACGGCGCCAGUGUUGAGUUUAAUCCAACACGAUAUAGUAAAUAUAUGUAUGAACACUCAGUUUUUACGUGGAAACCCGAAAGGGAGAAAACCACGGGACUUUUUAGGCUAAUGUCCAAG
Molecule: messenger RNA, 15388 nt
Organism: Cuscuta epithymum
Lineage: Eukaryota; Viridiplantae; Streptophyta; Magnoliopsida; Solanales; Convolvulaceae
Source: the annotation of a GenBank genome assembly